GGAGUUGUCAUGGAGCAUCUCAGCAGAACGUCUGCAUACACUUAUUCUCAAAGUGGGUUUUUGUGCUAUAAACCUGUAAAAAAUCCACACGACUACGAAUGCAUCGAAUGCCCAUCAGGAACAAAUGCUACCAUUUCUGAUGGCAAAAGUAGUAAACUCGGUAUUUGCAAAUUUUGUCCAGCAGGUGGCUGGUAUCAAGAUCAAGCUGGACAAAAAGAAUGCAAAACAUGUGUAAAUGGUACUUAUGUCCAACCGUUUAAGAUACCAGGUCGAAGUCCACGAGAUUGCGCAGUUUGCCCGACGGGAACGAACACCACAGUUCAUGCAGGUUUCAGAGCCUGUCCUUGUCUCGACGGUUACUACAGACUUGACAGAUUCGGUUCUUGCUUUGCAUGUAAUGCCACAUCUGAAGGACUUGCCUGUCAGAAUGACUUUCCUACAGUUAUGAGUGGAUACUGGUGGUCUUGGGAACACUCAAGUAAUCAAGAAAAAUAUGUGCAGUUUGUUAGAGAAAUACAAUUCAGAGAUGACUCGUAUAGCAAUGAAUCGGUUAGUUUUAAGGGAAACUUACCAAUCGUCUAUCGCUGUCCUCUGGCAAAGAGUUGUAAUGGUGGUGUGACAAAUGAAGAAAUGUGUAAGAAGGGAUAUUCCGGUCCGCUCUGUUCUCUAUGCGACAACGGAUAUUUCUUUUGGUCGAGCGAGUGCGUCAAGUGUCCACCCGUUUGGCGCAGUUGUUUGCAACUAGCUUCUAUCGCGUUGCUCUUUGUACUUUUCUUGUUUUUUCUUUUCAAGGUAGACAAACUGGCAAUGAGAGGUAAACGACAAGCGGCUACCGUUGUCGAUCAGAUCGCCUCCAAAGUCAAGAUAAUUGUAGGAUUUGUUCAAGUUAUGGCUGGCGUUCUUUCAGCUCUGCGCUAUGUACCUUGGCCUGAGAUUCUCCUCGCUGCCGGCGCUUGGUUAAAAUCCAUCGAACUGAACGUUAUAGAGAUAGCCACUCCAUCUUGUCUUAGUUCGCGCUUGCGCCUUAACGCUCUGCAAAAGACAAUCGUCAAUCUGACGGGUCAAUGUCUGCUUGUACUAUUGGUCUUCGCAUACUACUGGAUUCGUUAUUGUGCCGUGUCGUAUUGUUGCCCACGCUUGCGAAGUGACGACAGGAGUCGUUCUCUAGCCAGGAGAUCGUGCAUGAGAAACAGCUGGUGGAUUAUGUUUCUCGGUUAUCCAUCCGCGACGGCUCAGAUUAUGUCCACUCUACCAUACAAAGUGUGGACAUGCCAUCAGAUUUGUCAUUACCGUGGUCAGCAGGACUGUCCUUGGUACCUAAAGAUCGACAUGAGUAUAGAAUGCAAUUACUCAUCACAAGGAAAUCACAGAGUUCUCUUUUUAAUUUGCUGGUCUAUGUCUGUCUACGUACUGGUUUUACCUCUACUGCUGCUGUUUUGUCUUUAUAAAAGGCACAAAAUUCCAAGUGAUACUCCGAAUGAUGAUGACGAAUUUAUUCCUCUCCGCAACAGACGAAAUAGUGCUAAAGAUGACAUACUCGACUCUCUGCAGUUUUUGGAUGAAAACUACGAAGCAAAGUUUUGGUUUUGGGAAUUAUUAGAAAUCGCAAGAAAAUUCCUGCUUACAUGUGGAAUCGAGUACUUUGGUGGCAAGAGUCUUUCUGGAGUUGCCAUAGCAGCAAUGAUUGCUAAUGUAUUCCUCGUGCUUCAUGCACACUUCAAACCAAUUAAGCGAAAAUCAGAGCAGCUGCUGCAGCUUCUUUCCCUUACGGUCAUUUCCCUCAGUCUCAUGCUUGGAACUCUAAUUGCUCUGCAAGAUGCGGCCUCUAACAUUCUCGCUGUAGAAGAUUCUUAUGAUCGCAAAGUGUUCUCCAUUGUUGUCAUGCUCGUCAACGCUCUCUUUGUUAUAUUUCUGAUAGGGCGUUUGGUAUUUUGUGGCUAUAAAGCUAGGAAAGCGGUUCGUGAAAACGAAGGUAGUUGCAAGCUUCUACAGUGGCUCAUAUUUUUCGUUACCGACGAAGAUACUCAGACACAAACACGUUUGAGCACACAAUCUUUCGGACAACAUGGAAACGAAAUGUCUGCUUUUGCAGAUGAUGAGCCGGAAGACAAAUGAGAGUACACUACAUGUGUUCCGACUAUAGCAUUGGCUUUUGGCUCUAAUUAUAUUAGACUACGCAGCUGUUAUAGCUUCUUUGAUGUUCGUUGUCCUUAUAGGCGUAUGUUUGCUAUAGAUUAGUAUGAAUAUAUAUGCAUUCUAUAGAGACAGUUGCUAUUAUAUGAUUGCUCUUUAGCACAAAAGUACAACUUUUACAAAUUGGAAUUAUAACCAGCUAACGUGUAUUAUUUGGCCUAAAAAGAUAUUUGAAAACUUUAUAAUUCAUAGAUGAAGGAGAGAGAA
Molecule: messenger RNA, 2400 nt
Organism: Corticium candelabrum
Lineage: Eukaryota; Metazoa; Porifera; Homoscleromorpha; Homosclerophorida; Plakinidae
Product: putative leucine-rich repeat-containing protein DDB_G0281931
Exons: 3
Coding region: 10-2115 (701 amino acids)
Source: RefSeq, a predicted model, not a curated record